AGUAGAGAUUUGGCAUCUGUGCUGGGUGGACAUUUCGCGGAUUGUUCGUUGGAUUAUUCAUAGCACCUCUGCUGUGGUUUACUACAUCUCUCCUUGUGGGGAUCGGUUCUCCUUCGGAGACGUCCUUACCACUCCAUCGCAGUAUUUCUCGCGCGUCGGAUCGUCAAUUUUGUGUGAUUUUCCGCAGUGAAGACAUUUUCAACUGAGGUUUCCGGGAUUAUUUUCCUCCAAAAUACACAAGAAAAAAUCCCCAAAAAAUUUUCAUCGAUACUCCCUAACCAAAAGAGCGUUAUUGCCUUGAAUUCCGUGGCAAAAGAAUUACCAACCCCUCGAGUGUGAGUGUAGUUGUGGCCUCUCUUCAUAUAUCUUUUUUUUUCGGGGGAGGAUUCAGCCACCCUUCGGCAGUGCAAGUGUGUGUGUGUGUGAGCUUUGGAGCCACGCAAAAAUGAGAAAUUAGAGGCAUGGCUUCCAAAGAAUACCAAUUCGUAACAUUUUGGCCCUCUUCGAAAUUUCCAUCGCGACCAAAUCGACCCUCAGUGAAUUCUGUGUAGAAGAAUACAAAAAAAAUAAGGAGAGAAAAAGAACUUUAGGACAAAAGACACUUCAAGGACUAAGUCAGGACUGUCCUCAAUCUGGUUUCCAGACAUCAGCAACGCGGAAAUGGAUAAGAAACGGAUGAAUUUGUGCAUAUUGCUACUCCUAGUUGCUGGUUUGGCUGCCGCCGUGGAGGUGCACUUUGAGACGCCGGACAGUGGCUUCUUCCUCAAGCACUCACCUCGCCAGUCAGCGUCCGAUAUCGUCUCUUCCCAUCAAUCCGGCGUUCGCAUCAAGAGCAACCAGGAGUCCAUUCUGUCCGUGGAUCGAUUUACUGUUGUGCAGACAACACAACCCGUAUCCAUUCGCGCCAGCUACGGACCCUUCUCCACCAAGCAGACCGUCCCUGCUCGCUACAUUGUGCCAGAUGUCGUGGAAGCCCAGCCAGAGCACAUGCAGAAUGCUACUGCAGCCCUUAUGGACUUGCAGCAGUCCAACAUUCAUCUAGACAUAUCAGCUCACCUGGUGCGCUCCUCAAUACCACGUGACUCUCCCGUUUUGAGAGUCCUCUUCCAUGCUGGAGCCGAUCCAGGGGGACACGUUCAGCGACAGAAGAUCUGUGUUCUCCUCCAUGUGGCCAUGGGCUCAAGGACACCCCUCAAAGGCCGAUGCAUGCCUGAGGGGGAAGAUGGUGUCUGUGUUGCUGAGGUUGUUGUACCAUCGAGCUGGUGGCCUCCACUUCCGCCACCAGAUAAGGACGGUCGUGGUGUGAUUCCGCCAAAGGUGCCACAGAGACUCGCUCAAGUGUCAUACAGUGUCUUUGAACCUCCCACCAGGAAUCCAGAACAGUGCGAACCUAAAGUACAAAUCCAACCAUUAACACCAUUCGCUCAAGUUCCACUGGUUCCAGCUCAGGCAGCAUACAAAGAGCUCAGGGCAGAUGAAACACUGACAAUGCUGGUGCCCCAUCAGCCACUCUAUCCCAUGUCAAAGAUCCACGUGCCUGUCUUCCUGCAGUCUCAGCCCGACCAAAAUGUUGCCGUAUUUAUCGUGAGAGCUCGAGUGAAGGCGGGAAUGCGAAUCCUUGGCGCAACGGCAUCGUCAGAUGAAUGGAAUAUAUCGCUGGAGAAGGAGAAUCCAAAGCAUACAGUGGCACGUGUGACAGCAUUCCGGAAGGACCAGGAUCCAGACAGUAAUGGAAAGAAUGGCGAUAGCACCAAUUUAAACAAAAUUGUCGAGGUAUUCUCAUGGCUUCUCGAGGUUGCCAAUGACACAAAGGAGCACUGGGAUGGCGGAAGGAUCGUGUGGUCAGUGAGUUAUGUACACGAUGGUCCUAAAUUGAGGGACUCCUCCAUGGAGAACCUUGGGAGUGUCCCAGGAGAGGAGUUGCGUCGAAAGUUGGUGGCAAAAUUGGAAAUUCAAAAGGACGACAUUCAAGCAGUUUUACCCAUUUCCAAGAAUUGGGAAGUAAUGAACACAGCUGUUUUAACCGGGAGGCAAGUUUCGCAGGCAAUGAAAGUUUUUAUUGUGUCACAAGCGGGAAAAGUUGCUGACGUCACAUUGCAAAGUUCAUGUCACGCAGAAGAUGAGAGUGUUAUCAAGGUAUCCUCAUCGUGUAGUUCAGUGUACGUGGAUGGGUCUGAGGCUCGGGGUUCAUCAAAUGCAUCAAUCAUUGUGAAAUACGGAACAUAUAUUGGUCGUGCACGCUUCACCGUGUGGAUGCCGGAAUUUCCGCUCGAAGUACUCGUUGCAGACUUUCGCUUGUCCCAAAUAAAGGGGUGGAAGGUGCCCGAGGAUUAUAGCAGCAGCAGUGGCGGCAAAAUGCGACGGAAGAAGCGUGCUUAUGGCUGGAAUCAUCACGGGGAGGAUUUUGUCAAUGGUGUAAAUAGCGAGAAGGCUACAUGUCGGGCUCGAUAUCAACAGAGUCCUGUGGAGGUCUAUGCUCGUUUCCUGGCUGUGGAUCAAGAUUCUGGUCGGGUGAGCUACCUCAUAUCCAGACGAACGGGACUAAGAGUGACUGAUCUGGUUCAACCUUUGCUACGUGUGGCUGAUCCCAAAAUUGCUACCCUUAGGGGUAGGACACUACAGGGAAGAGCCAUGGGUAGAACUGAUGUGCAAGUGUUGUCGCCAAUCACGGGACGCGUGAUUGGUGCCAAAGAGAUUCGCGUGGGAAGUGACAAGGUGACGCUGAGUCGGUUGAUUGUGAGGGUUGUCUCGGGUCUACAACUUACAAUUGCUCCAGACAGCACAAUUGACAAUGGGUACAUUGCAGAGACGUCUGUCACACGGCGUCUCACGGCUCAAUAUCAGGAAGGAUUGCUGGAUAUUGAUUUGGAGUUCUCAGACGGUGCUCGAACACCGCUCAGAGACGUAUCUGUAGAUGACUAUUUCCUCUUGGUGGAGAGUUUGGACACAGAAGUUGUGGCUUUUGCACCCAUGCUCGCGUCUCACCAUCCACGUGUAAUUGCCGUUGGAGAAGGAAGUGGGGACCUCCUGCGGGUUACCCUACUUCUAUCUGAAGAAUGUCGCUUGAGGAAAAAUGUUCCGCUCUCAAAGCAAAAUGCCAAAGUCAAUCCAGGGCACUUGGCCACAGCUCUGGCCACGGUACAAGUGGAUUUUAGUUCGACAGAUUCACCCGGCAGGCCGGAUACUGUUCAGAAUGACGGUUUUUCGGGGAGAGAGAGAAAGGGUGGUCGUGAUAUGGGAGAUCUCAAUGACAUCCUGAUUGGAAUUCCACUGAGGGAUGAUAAUAGCCAUGAGCCGACUGUUCAGGCCAGACAACACCGUGGAGGAGUCGUCACAGCUGUGGGUGCUCCAGAUAUUUCUCACAAGAGCAGACCACAUGCUGAUAUGACAUCCCUGGAGAUCGGGAUGUAUGUUUUACUGACAGCUUUCUGCUUUGCCAUUGCAAUCUUUGUGGUGUCUUGUGUGGUGUACGCUUCGAAGUUCCGCCCUGUUACCAUUGAGGCUGUUAGUGAAAGUGACCAUUCCAACAUGAAAGCCCUCUCGAGCAUUGGAAUCAUUCGAGAACCUCGACAUCCACGUGAACCUACGACAAAUGCUCAUGACUGGGUUUGGUUGGGCAGAUCAACUCUAGAUAAAUCUACAGCGGAUCAGGAAGCAAAUCGGACAUCUCUUCAUGAAACCCAAAUGCGUAUCACCAGCAACCCCAUGAAUCUCAAUUACGUUGAUCCUGACGAUGCAAUCGUCCAGGCAACCAGUUUUGAUAAUCCUAAUCACAUUCAGCUGCCCUCAACGGCUGGACCAUCAAUUGACACAAAGACGUACAACAAGAGAGAACGCCGAUGCAAACCCACCCUCAACUUCUCAGAUGGUAAUCCACCACCUCUGCCGCCCCAUGGCAUUCCAGGGUCUGAAGGCAACCGGGAGGAUUAUCGACCACCCGUUCCGCCACAUCGCAAUAUUGGUGUCACCGCAAAUGCUAAUUAUAUGAAUGGGAUUUCGCACAGGCCCAUCCCGGAGAGCAUAAUGCCUCCACAGAGGCGCCAUCAUCAUAAGCAUCAUCGCAAUGGGAGUGGAGUGAGUCGGAUGCAGGCGGCUGGGAGUAGUUCGUCCGCAUCCGAGUCACCCUAUCCCAUUAUGCAGGAGGCAGUGGUGCAUAGCGGCCAGCACCAUCUCAACUAUACGCAACAGCAGAUAAAUGCGGCUUUGUUCAACAUGGACUCGCCGCCACCGCUUCCGCCGGCGCAUCAUGUUGAAGAGAUCUUCCUGGAGCAGAGCCGGUACGUCAAGUCACCCAGGCAGACUCCUACGGCUGAGGAUUUAGCCCAGAAGGCACUCGGCGAAAUUGGAAAGUCAUUGGGUGACGUGACGCAGGAUAGAGCUACCACAGAUGCUCAUUCAACAGAAAAAUCCGCUGAUGCGAUGUUGGAUUCAGGCAUUGGUCUGGUGGAGGUGCAACAGAAGGAGCAAUCGCAGAGACAAUCAGCGAAUGAAUCAACGCAGAGGAGCACAGAGUCGGAAUCCGACGACAAUGGUGGCUUCGUGACGCCACCAGGAGAGUGUCCUUCGACCCGGGCACAGCAUCAAGUGAAGCGUGCCACGGUCGUGGGGAAUCCCAUGUUCUCCAACAGUGAGGACAGUGACCUGGGACCCGGAGAGAGCCUCGGUCUGGAUGACCUGGACAUGGACUAUGAGCAAAUUAUGCACUACUUUGAUAAUCUAAAGGAAUCGAAUGCCUGAGUUCAAGAGAUCAUUGCAAAGAUACGCGACAUCUUAUCAACAUUUCAGCAACAAUAUAGAAAUGUAGCACUUCCCAACAGUCCCACAAUUCCCGGAAUCGAUGAUCCCAACUUCGAGUACUUUUUCGAACACUUAAGUGAGUCAUACGCUUAAAUAGAGGAGACAUGAAAGAUUUAUUGAUACUGUGUAUAGAUACUUAUUUAAUAGAGAACAGUAGUGCAAGUUUGACCAAAUUGAUGGUCACUGGAGAGAAGAAUGUGAUGAAAUAUUCUGGAUAUUUCAUCAAUUUAUUUAUACAUACAUAGCAGUAUAUUUAAUGCAGAGUCUCAACCUCAAUGUAAAGUAUCUCUAGUUGAUAUUUCUUUUUUGUUCUUAAAUUUUAGUCAUCGAAAUCUCAUGCCAGAGAUUGUUGUAAUUUAAUUGUAAUUAUAGAAAAAAAGCAUUCAUUCUCAUUAGAAAUCCAAUCAUUAUUCAUCUUAACUAAUUUAUCAUUGUGUACUUUGUAAGUCAUCUCCCAAGAUAUUCAAUCAUAAAUCAUUAUCAUUUGGACGUUGUGUGUAAAAUAAAACGCGCCUUUGCAGUGAUCAGAUAAACAGAAACUCAAGAUAAAAAUGUUUUUUAACAAGAAGUGACGUUAAAGAGGGAGAACUUUGUAGUACACCAAAAAAAAAGGAAAAUCCACUAAAAAAAAGUGAAUAAAUUCCAAUAGGAUGCUUUCAAAAGUCAUUCAGAAUGGAUUCAAUAAAUCACCACCUCCACCAGAAAAAAAAGAAAAAAGGAAAAAUCUAACUCAAUGUCAUACCCAAUGAAGCUUUUAUAUCACACCCCUUUUAUCUCAAAUCCCUCCCUGGCCUUGACUGAGAAGAAACUGUAACGGGUGGUCUGUGGUAUUCAUUGAGUCCAAAUGCGAAGGAUGAAAUCGCAAAAAAGAAAUAUCUAAGAAAAAAAAAGCGAUGUACAUAAAAUAUUCUAGUCAUUCAGUAUGAAAAGUGAAGAAUGGACACAGAAGAAAUAAAUUUGCUAAAAUAAAAAGACAUUAACAAUGCAGCAAAAUUAAAUGAAAACGCUCUCAAAACCAAUAUAAAUAUUAAAUAGUGAAAGCUUAAUUAGAUGUGUAUGAUAUACUGUAGCUUUAAUAGCGUGAAAGAACAUGUUUUUCAUUUCAGAAAGACACGUUUAAACUCAUUUAUAUUUAUUCUCACACAAGAGCCAUUUGACAACAACGUAAUUAAAA
Messenger RNA from Phlebotomus papatasi, 5971 nucleotides. RefSeq names its product transmembrane protein 132E (gene dtn). Bases 661 to 4737 code for a protein of 1358 amino acids. Lineage: Eukaryota; Metazoa; Arthropoda; Insecta; Diptera; Psychodidae. The transcript is spliced from 16 exons. The record is from RefSeq and is a predicted model, not a curated record.